Molecule: messenger RNA, 3060 nt
Organism: Adineta ricciae
Lineage: Eukaryota; Metazoa; Rotifera; Eurotatoria; Adinetida; Adinetidae
Source: the annotation of a GenBank genome assembly
AUGACCAAUAUUCAUUUUUUCAAUUUUUUCUUCGAAUUUACAAUGGCAUCUGAUCCGAAAGAUGCAACAGAUAUCAAUGAGGCGAAAAAACAAACACCUAUUGAAGUCAAAGAUUGGAAUGAUUUAAUGCAACACGCUCAGAUUUUAUCGAAAGGUUCUGAUAAACAAAUGAAAAUCUGUAUGAUUGAUGAAGAAAACGAAAAUAUCCGCUUACAAAAUCAGGAUGAAUUUAAUCUCAACGUUCAAUAUGCUCGAGACCAUCAUAUCAAAUCUCUUAGUCUUUUCAUCUACGUCGAUGAUAACCGUCUAUUUAACGGAAUCUACUAUAUCGACAAACUUGUUUUUCCAUCCGAUAAGUUACAAAUAUUGCUGGAUAAUGUUCUCGUUGAGAAAUGGUACAUUCCAGUUAAACAAGAUGAACCACUGGGUGUCUGUUUGACUGCAGCAAUUAAUUUCGCCCAAAAUGGUAAACUUGAUAGUAAUGCAGAUUGCAAACGUUUUAUCGAAGAUAUUGUCCCAGAAGCGUUUCGUAAGUUACAAAACACCGAAUCUGUCAUGUCAUGGCCGCGUGAAAUUCAAUGUGGUAUUUUCGAAAUGGUGGAACUACUAGUCGAUCUAGUUGGUACCCGUCUAUGUUACCCACCGGUUCCUGUUACAUUAUUAAAAGCACUUGCCACAGCAUUCGACACGAAUACAAAAUUUUCUGAAAAACAUAAAAAGGAGCUGCUACCAUCACAACGUGCAUAUACAAUCAAAGAUGGCGAUUUCUUGCGCGAAACUUAUGGUCGUGAAACCUAUGGUUGGCUUCGAUCGAUGAUCCAACGUUUCCUUGCACAAAACGGUUUGGAUCGUAUUCGUUUACAAUUUGAGUGUAUUAAUGCAUCAAAUUCCACAAAUAUGGCUAAGGAAUAUAAUGCUCUCUUCGAAUUAUUCUCAAAAUGCAAUAAAUGUGUGAAUGCAGAACGUUAUCGUUUAAUCUUUCAUCGACCAAUUCAUCUUGCACUUCAAUAUCUUCGAAAAGAAAAAUCUGCCAUCGAACAAAAUCAUGAAUUGAAACAACUACAUGAGACAUUAGUCGAUAUCUGUCAGAAAUAUGACUUAAAGGAUGAAGUAAAAACCCUGUUAACUUUAGCAAGCUGUGCGAUCCGACCUGAUCUUUUACCAGUAUCGACUGAGAACGAUUUGGAAAUAAUCCCUCUUAUCGAGUUAACACCUUCAGCACCGAGAAAAACGAAAAACUACGAUUGCUAUGAAAGACUGGCAGAAGAUAUUCGAUCAAUGUCAAUAAAUGGUGAAGAUCCUGAUCGAAAGAAUGUUAAAAAACAACGAACUGAUGAACAGGUGCCGAUAACAUUAUUUACCCACAAUCUUACGGAAUGCAUCGAGGAAUUGUUAACUGCAACAGAGAAACGUUCGAUUAAACGAAAACAUCGUCGUGAACAUCAACGUACAACUUUAACAUCGGUUAGUUCGAGUCAUAGUAACAAAAAAGAAAGCAAACGAUCAAAUACAAUUACAUUACCACCACUACAAACUUAUGAUCGAACCAACCCGGAAGAUAUUCUUCGACACUUUGCUCCGAUGAAAUUGAAAGUUGCCACACUGUACGAAAAUCUUUACACAGCAACAUGUCUUGGCAACAUUCGGGAUGUUUUAAAAAUCGAGGAAAAACUCAAAUUACUUAGCCCAUUCUCAGCUCGUUUCAUUGCCGAUGAAAACGCGCCAGAUGUAACAAAGAUGCAACCAGGACAAACUUUUCGUAAAGGUUGGAUUCUCUUCAAUGAUGGUUCUUUGCCAUGGGAUAGUAAUGAUAUUCAAUUGGUUAAUCUAUCGGAUGGCAUUCAAGUCGUUCAGCAACCGGUCGUCCCAAUCACGGCUCCACAUGCGCGAGCUGUUAUUACCGCUGAUUACAAAUGUGCAGAUAAACCGGGAAAAUACGAGAGUAAAUGGAUACUUUCCUAUCGUCAACAAACAUUCGGUCCGAUGAUAUGGUGCUCGAUUGAAGUUGUUGAUAAACCAGUAGCGGAAAAAACAAAUCAACCAAUCGUAGAUGAAAGUGAUUUCGAAUUUGUCGAAGUGCCUUUACCAGCUUGUUUCGAUUUAUCAAAACCGUAUCAAUCUAUCAUGCAAUCAUCAAGCGACAGUUCAUUUAACUCAAGUUUUAUUUUAUCCAAUGUUGAUCCGGCCGAAUCAUUACCAAUUGAUUUCUGUACGGUUCACAUUGACAACUUGAAAAAUUCAUUCGAUGAUGAUAUAGAUACUCUUUCAAUUUUCACCGAUUCAUCUGCUAUGUUCCCAUCAACAACUGAAGCUGUUGAACAACCUAUCCCAACGAAUAUCGUAUCUGAGGAAGCAGUAUCACUGAUUGAAUUAGCUCCACCUGCUGAUGAUCAAGUAUCAACUGCUCCAAAGCCAGAUAAUGUCGAAGAACAUGAACCAGUUCGUUCAAGUCAACCAUUAGACUUUGUCGAUACGGUUGUCACAAAUAUUUUUAGUGUGGCAAAACACGCAGGUUCAACUGCAAAAGCCAUCUUCAACACCUUGCAAGCAUUUGAUGAAGUGAGCACUUCAGCAACAGAAGUUUCUAAAGAAAAGCAAUUAUCAUUGGUGAAUACAUUUGAAGAAGUCUCACAAAAACGCACAGAUACUUUUCCAACAGAAGAUCAAAUGCAAGCACUAAUUGAAAUGGGAUUUGUUAAUCGCGCUAAGAACCAACGCCUAUUGCGAGAAAAUGCAAAUGACUUAGCCAAAGUGAUUGAAUUGCUAACACUCGAUAGCAAUGAUGAUACCGAUUGAUUGAUAACUUCAAUCAUGUUACGUCAUAAGUCGAUUCUCGAAACAUAUGGCUUGGGUUCAUCAUCCGCCGAAGAUCAACAACGUCGAAGUAAUGAUGGUCAAUACCCACCGGUUCGUCAUCGUAACGAACGAGAACGGCCACGUUCAAUUCGUUUAAAGCCGCAGGAAUACAUUUUAAUUAUCAUUGCAGCUCUCGCUAUCGCAGCUCUAGUCAUUUAUCACGCAUUUAAAUCAUAUUUCGAAUACUUUUUAUCGAAUGAAUAA